AUUUCAGCUCAUGAAUCACCACUUGUUUUCUAUAUGUGUCUAUUAUUAUCUGCACGUCAGACAUUGUGAGUCCACUCUUAUAAAAGGGAAGUUUUCUCCUCAGUGUGCAUCAGUCUCAUCUGAACACGGAUCAGAUUUGUCUUCACCUGGUGAACUCUGAGCUGUUGCGAUGGCCUGCGAAGAAGUCAAGGAAAAAUUCAAAAAGUACGCCGGGGAGGAUGAGCUCUUGAGCGAAGCAGAAUUCAAGAAAAUGGUUGAAAACGAAGUUGGCAACGUGCGCAUCAGGGACAGAGUCCUCAAACAUGCCUCAAAAAUUAUCAAGAAGAGGGAUACGGACGGUGACGGAAAGCUCAGUUUCGAGGAGUUCGAGAACUGCGCCCGUCUGAUGAAACAACUCAAAGACAAGGAGAAGAAGGGCGAGCCUCUUGAGGAUUCAGAGUAAAAACAGAACAUCAAGUGGAAAAGCUUUGAAAAAUCAUAGUGUGUAAAAUAAAAAGACACUGCCAACAAUGUCAACUGUUUUAUCAGUGUUUUCUGUUCAAUCCUGGAAGAGAAUAAAUGUAAACUAUUA
This is a messenger RNA of Amphiprion ocellaris (clown anemonefish), 571 nucleotides long. RefSeq names its product protein S100-G-like. NCBI's taxonomy places the organism in Eukaryota, Metazoa, Chordata, Actinopteri, Pomacentridae. Gene Ontology annotation, molecular function: calcium ion binding. The record is from RefSeq and is a predicted model, not a curated record. The coding region runs from base 170 to 442 and encodes 90 amino acids. The transcript has 3 exons.